Molecule: messenger RNA, 1433 nt
Organism: Mugil cephalus (flathead mullet)
Lineage: Eukaryota; Metazoa; Chordata; Actinopteri; Mugiliformes; Mugilidae
Product: protein-lysine methyltransferase METTL21C-like
Exons: 5
Coding region: 132-932 (266 amino acids)
Biological process (GO): peptidyl-lysine methylation
Cellular component (GO): cytoplasm; cytosol
Molecular function (GO): protein-lysine N-methyltransferase activity
Source: RefSeq, a predicted model, not a curated record
CCUCUCAACUUAGGCAGCCACAGACCCCUCUCUUCAGAGGAUGCUGCAUCUAUAAACGCAACAACACAACAGAGAGAAGUGCACACAGAACAACACAAGCUACGAGAGGAUACCGCUUUCCUACAGUGCUCAUGGAGAGAUCAUCCCCAGUCAGUCAGACUGCCCAAGACAUGUGUCCUGCAAAGAGACGGGAGGAAGAAGUCAACAGGGAGGAUGGGGAACUACAGAUGGAGAAGGGGACUACAGAUGAGGCUUUAUCAGACCAAAAAGCGAUGGCAGGAGAGGCUCUGGACAGGAGGAACAACUGGGAGCAGAGUGUUUACUACGCACUCGGACAAGAGUCUUUUCAUUUCAUCGGUCACGAAAUCAGCAUCCGCGAGUCCCUGGAUGCAUACGGCGCUCUGAUCUGGCCCGGGGCGAUAGCUUUGUGCCACUUCUUGGAGAACAACCAGCAACAAGUGAGUCUCAUGGACAAAGCCGUGCUUGAGAUUGGAGCUGGGACUGGGCUGGUCUCUAUAGUGGCCAGUCUGCUUGGUGCUUGGGUGACGGCGACCGACCUUCCCGACAUCAUGACUAAUCUGACCUUCAACCUCCACCGGAACACCAAGGGCUACUCCCGCUACACCCCUCAGGUGACCGCCCUCUCCUGGGGCCAGGACCUGGACCGAGACUUCCCCUUCCCGCCCUACCACUACGACUACGUCCUCGCGGCUGACGUGGUCUACCACCACGACUGCCUCGAGGAACUGCUGAAAACUAUGCGGCACUUUUGCCGACCUGGAAGUCGAACGACGCUGCUGUGGGCCAACAAGAUCCGCUUCCAGGCGGACCUGAGGUUCACGGAGUGCUUCAAGAGCAGCUUCAACACCACGCUGCUCAGCGAGCUGCCACAGCAGGGCGUUAGGAUAUACAAGGCCACAGCCAAGGAGUGAGAACAGAGCUCUGAGACUAAGAGUUUUCUGGGGUGUUCAGGUUUUGUGUUUCAUUUUUGCAGAUUUUAAUGAAAGUUGAGGAAAGUGUGGGUUUUGAUCUGAGUUUACGUGACAUUCCCGGAUGGUGCUGUAACCGCUGCUAGGGCAGAAAUUAAGUUCCUGACUCAAGUUUCCAUUUGAAUAAGUUUUUUUAUUUGCCAGUGCUUUUUCAGUUCAACAUUUGAUGAUUCUGACUUGUCCAAGUUGUGUUCAAAAAUUUGUUUUUAAAAGUAAACUGAUUUGCUUUAAGCAUUUCUCCUCUAGCCCUAUUAAUCCCACAACAUCUACACUGCAUACACAUUCGUCAAAGGCUAUUCAUAAAAAGUGACCAAUUAAAUAAACCCUUAAGAAAAUAUUUUUUCCAAAAGCAGGAAACUUUGCAUUUCAGGUGCCGUAGCUUUUGGUAAAAUAACAGCUUUAUGUAUUAAAAACUAAGAAAAAAUAAAUAAAAACAAAACACUU